Molecule: messenger RNA, 2403 nt
Organism: Alternaria triticimaculans
Lineage: Eukaryota; Fungi; Ascomycota; Dothideomycetes; Pleosporales; Pleosporaceae
Exons: 3
Coding region: 1-2403 (800 amino acids)
Source: RefSeq, a predicted model, not a curated record
AUGAGUUCUCAACGUUACAGCUUACUCGGUGUGCCUGGAGCCCUUGCUUGGGAGAUGGGGGAGUAUGAGUCCGAGUACCGACCGCAGGGGCUCACGACUGAGGUCUCCCCAGUCAGCCUGCUCUCUGAGCACGGCUUCGCCUCAGAAUACGAUCACCAACAGAACCUUGAAAGUACUCAACAUCAACACAAUGGCAACGUCGACCCAAACCCGCAUAGCUUCGUUGCAAGUGUACCUGAUCACCCGUCUGAAAUCUAUCCAGAGAACUAUGCAGCCGGUCUCACAUCAGAGUACAUUGACAGUUCAGAGCCCAACACCUUCCAAGAUGUGGCUUCCAGUUUAUUCGGCCAACCUCUUCGCCGCUUCUACUUCCGCACCAUAGUCGGCAUCCUGGGACCAAUUAUCGUAGUAUCUUAUCUCAUCACCGUUUGGCGCAUCUACCUCGCUCCACUCCAACCCGACUCAGCAGUAGCCUUUGGACCACCGGGCGCCAAAUGGGUCUUCUAUAGUUGGUUCGUCGCGGGAGUGACUGGUCUGAACUUAAGUCUCUACGGACUGGCUGGUGCCGAGGCCAGCAUGCUCAUGGAACAAACCUGGAGGGUUCAAGAUGCCAUGCGUCUUAUGUUGCAUGCCGACAAUACAUGGUCUGGCCCCGGUGGUUGGAUGAAAGCAGUCAGAUGGGUUGUGCAGAUGCGCAGAGUAAGCAACCAGCAUAGCAAGCUUCCUUCUCGGUUGUGGUUCGUUCUGGCACUUCCAAGCGUGCUUGUCUUCGUGGCCUGGCCCUUAUCAGGUCUCUGUCUCGAGAUGACUAGUGGUUUUCUUCACGGUGAGCCAUGGGGAGCGCAGGUUACCGGAUUCGUUCAAUCGACGUUCAACGCCAACCCUGAGGGUCGGAGACCCUCUCGAGGAUCCUACAUCGGCCCUCGUGUUCUCGGACAUGGCGCUGUGUACACACCCGAAAACUUCGAUCGAUCAAAGAACAAGUUUCUGAAGAAUGUUCCGGUGAUACUGCCGAACACUGAGAGCGUCGAAGGUAUAUUUUUGACCGCUCAAGGUGAAACUCCUAUCGAGGGAAAAGCUUGGGGUCUGUUGCUACAUUACGAUUGCAAUAUCGUACACAAAGUGUCUGACUUCGUUCUCUUAAAAGACCGUCGAUCUGCAACAGAUGUGUGGAGAAGUAACUCCAUCUUUCCCGAAUCCGAACGAACAGGAACUUCACGAAGAGCGGAUGAGGAUCCUCCCAUCGACGAUACCUUUGUGGAGGUAAAGAAAGAGCCCAGAGGAGGUUUCGAUCCAGGUGUCGAGGCCGCUCUACUGCAACAGACAUUGGAUGUCGGUGCAGUCAUAGAGACCGCGUAUCAAUCCCUACCGCCACAAAUACGUUCGAACGACGAACCACCCUGUGGCUGGCUUAAUGAGAUGGAAAACCAGGCAACGUCUUACUGCUACCAUAAUCUGCAAGAGGAUACUUCAAAACCGUAUCCCGGAAUCGAACACAAGAGGAAUUUUGAGGUUCUGUUGUGGCAGAAACUUUACUUACCAAUUUCUCAGCGCAGCACCAUCGUCCCUAAUAUCGAGUCCCUGUUUGGUGAGUACGUCGCCGAGGAGGAUGAGAAACUCGCAGCAAUUGGUGCGUCCUGUACGUCAAGUAGCAGUGUAGGCUCAGCAAACAUCGACGGCGUGCGCUCUACUUACUCCAACUUCCAACGGAGCGACACUCCGGUACCUCCUCGAAAGGACGAUUGUGCGAAACGCUUUGGCGAAGAGACACUCGCGUGUACACUCAGCAUCACCGACGAUGGUUGGUUGAAGUGGCUGUAUGACUCCAUAGGCCUACCGUCACCGCUUGACACGUUGAUAGGAGAUGCUAGAGAAGGGGUUCUCACUGGCUUCAUGAGAGUUAAUGAUCAGCUCGAAUAUCUACAAGCCGACCAACUUCGACAAGCCCUUCUACAAGCUUACUCCAGCUACGCCAUCAAGCUCAUGUACAAUGACGGUCGGGAUUUCAUAGGCGUCAACAAGACCAGCCUCAAGUCACACGUUCCCGACCUAACAGCUUUCGUCGCUGGUACCGUAAUUGAGCCGGGCGUCAUGCCGGCUGCUGUUCCUAUGGCUUUAUUCGGAUUAUGGGCUUUGAUCAGCUCAGGCCUCUGCCUUGUCUAUAGCUUCAGGCGACGAUGGAGCGCGAUUCUGGACGGGCAUACAGUCUUCAGGCUUGGGGCUGAGUUGCAGCAGACGUACCGAGCGAAGCUUCAACGGUAUUCUACGAUUGCUGAUAUUGAAGAGUGCGAGGCUUUGCAUGAGAUCCCGGGGUUCGUCGCUGACAUGGAACCUAAUGAGGAUGUGGGGAGGAUUGGGCUUAUCGAUGGGAAGCCAGCUAGGAAGGACAAGCUUUAUCGGUAG